AUGUCUGUGAAUCGAAAGCCUCCUGCUUCGAAUGGUAGAUUACAAUCGAAUAUGAAGUCUUGGAAGGUGAAUGAGCCUCUGCAUGGGUCUAGUUCUCCCAGGACAUGUAGGAGAAAACCCUUCCUCAUUUGGUUCUUUGGCUUUGUUGCCAUGGGGAGUGUUUGGUUCAUCUUGAGUUUCAAUACUAACUAUUUGGUGAACAAGGAGAAUGAAGCAAUUUGUGAGAAGAGAGCAGGAAUCUUGCUACAGCGGUACAAUGUUAGUAGGGAACAGAUUUAUGCUUUGGCCUCCUUGUUCCCUGGAUCAGAUCAGAUUUUAUUCAACUGUAUUGAUGAAAGAAGACUUCGGAUGCUGUUAAGUAGCGGCAUGGUCAGCACUCCACAGUUAAUGUGUCCAGAGAAUCAGGAGUUAAGAACGGAGCAUCUUAGUGUAGCGGACACUGUAGAACCUAUAGAGCAAUGUCCAAUUCUCAAUGAUUAUGUCCAGGCAAGGAUUGAAUUAUCAUUCCCAUUCAAAAAUUAUGUAUCAUUGUCCUCGGGCACUUCACUUUCGACUGAUUUGGUUAGUUAUUUCUUCCGUGGAAAGAACAUUGUGCAACCGUGGGAAAUGAGGGUAUCUGCAAUUUGGGGUCAUGUGAGUUCAUCUAAUUUAACUAAAGGAUUCUGGUGGGUCCUCACUGGAAUUAUAAUAUCCUACUUCUGUUUACUACGGAGGAGUCAAAAGCAGAAGAUGGUUCAGGGGCAUCCAGCUCCACAACAAAAGCGGCUGAAGCAUUUUCCACGGGGUCCAUCAAGGGGUGCUGGGAGGUGGAGGAAAAAAUUACUUGUUGUAUUUGUGUCACUUGGAAUAAUUGGGUCCUUUUGGUUAUUUUGGCACCUAAAUAAUGACAUCAUGCAGAGAAGAGAAGAAAUGCUAACCAAUAUGUGUGAUGAGAGAGCCCGAAUGCUGCAAGAUCAGUUUAAUGUGAGCAUGAACCAUGUUCAUGCUCUGGCUAUCCUUGUAUCCACAUUUCACCAUGGUAAACAUCCUUCUGCAAUUGACCAGAAAAUUUUUGGAGAAUAUACAGAGAGUACAGCAUUUGAAAGACCACUUACUAGUGGUGUUGCUUAUGCUUUGAAAGUUCUUCAUUCUGAUAGGAUGCAUUUUGAGAGGUACCAUGGGUGGACAAUUAAGAAAAUGGAAACAGAGAAUGAGGCAUUAGUCCAAGAUUGUAUUCCUGGAAAUUUGGAUCCAGCACCCAUUCAAGAUGAAUAUGCACCAGUGAUAUUUGCUCAAGAAACGGUUUCCCAUAUUGUAUCUAUUGACAUGAUGUCGGGGAAGGAGGACCGCGAGAAUAUUUUGCGAGCAAGGGCAUCUGGAAAGGGCGUUCUGACAUCCCCUUUUAAACUACUAAAGUCCAAUCACUUGGGUGUUGUACUUACAUUUGCGGUCUAUAACACUAAUCUUCCUUUAGAUGCUACACCAGAGCAACGUAUUGAAGCAACUGUGGGGUAUCUGGGUGCAUCUUAUGAUGUUCCAUCAUUGGUGGACAAACUUCUGCAUCAACUUGCCAGCAAGCAAACCAUUGUUGUAAAUGUUUAUGACACAACUGAUGCAUCUGCACCUAUCACAAUGUAUGGUACUGAUGUUACUGACACUGGCCUACUACACAUAAGCAGCCUAGAUUUUGGGGAUCCGCUCCGAAAACAUGAGAUGCACUGCAGGUUCAAGCAGAGGCCUCCACUACCUUGGACAGCAAUCAAUGCAUCAGGGGGGGUGUUUGUUAUUACUUUGCUGGUGGGUCAUAUCUUUUAUGCAGCAAUAAAUAGAAUAAUAAAAGUUGAGGAUGGCUAUCGUGUAAUGAGUGAGCUGAAAAGCCGUGCUGAGGCUGCAGAUGUGGCAAAAUCCCAGUUUCUUGCUACAGUUUCACAUGAGAUAAGGACUCCAAUGAACGGUGUUUUAGGCAUGCUGCAAAUGUUGAUGGACACCGAGCUUGACAAAAAACAGAUGGAUUAUGCUCAAACUGCACAUGAUAGUGGUAAAGAUCUCAUAUCAGUCAUAAAUGAGGUUCUUGAUCAGGCUAAGAUUGAGGCUGGAAAGCUUGAACUUGAAGCUGUAGCUCUUGACCCACGUGCUAUUCUGGAUGAAGUUUUAUCUCCUUUCUCUGAAAAAUCUAAAGGAGUAGAGCUGGCUGUUUAUGCAUCCAAUCAAGUACCGCAAGUUGUAAUUGGUGAUCCUAAACGAUUCCGGCAAGUAAUUACAAAUCUUGUCAGCAAUUCAGUCAAGUUCAAUCAUGAUAAAGGACAUGUGUUUGUCUCUGUUCAUCUGGCAAAUGAAGUGAAGAAUCCACUUCAUGUUAUGGAUCCAGUGCUGAGUGAAGGCAUAAACAUCAAUCAAGAUGUAUCAAACAGAACAUAUGAUACAUUAAGUGGGUUUCCUGUAUGCAACAAAUGGAAAAGUUGGGCAAAUUUUGAAAAGUUAAGUAGAGUAGAUGAUCCUGAUAUUAUUCAAUUAUUAGUAAUAGUUGAAGACACAGGUACAGGAAUUCCUACAGAUGCACAAAGCCGCAUAUUCACGCCUUUUAUGCAGGCUGAUAGUUCCCCCUCCCGAACGUAUGGUGGAACUGGAAUAGGACUGAGCAUUAGUAAGUGCCUAGUUGACCUCAUGGGAGGAGAAAUUGGAUUUGUAAGUGAGCCUGGAAUUGGAAGUACAUUUUCCUUUACUGGAACUUUCAGAAAAGGAGAAAGCAUUUCUCUGGAUGCAAUGUGGCAUAAUAACAGUUUUGGUUCAGAGUUCCAAGGAUUGAGAGCAUUAGUGGUAGACAGAAGAAAAAUCCGAGCUGAGGUCACAAGAUAUCAUCUGCAGAGAUUGGGAAUGUCUGUGGAUAUAACUAAUAGUCUGAAUUCUCAAUGCUCUUGUCUAUCUAGUACUUGCGACAUGAGUAUGUCAGGCCAGUUGGCCAUGAUUUUGAUAGACAAGGAUGCUUGGGACAAAGAAUGUCUUAUCUUAUGCAAAAUCAAGAAGCUUAGACAGAAUGGCAUCAAAAGGGAUCCAAUAGACUUACCGAAGAUUUUUCUCCUGGACACCCACCCUCAAACCGACGAACAUGAUGAGCUAAAGUCGGUUGGUAUCAUAGAUGAUGUACUGAUGAAGCCUCUUUGGCUUAGUUCUUUGGUUCACUCUUACAGAGAGUCCCUUGGUGCUGAAAAAAAUCAAGUACAUAGGAAGAAAGUAUCCAAACUUGGGAGUUUAUUAAUGAACAAACAAAUUUUGGUGGUUGAUGAUAAUGCAGUGAACAGAAGAGUUGCAAAAGGCUUUCUACAGAAAUAUGGCGCAAAAGUUACUUCUGUGGAGAGUGGCAUGGCUGCUCUAAAGGUGCUUAAAGUGCCACAUAAUUUUGAUGCUUGUUUCAUGGAUCUCCAAAUGCCAGAAAUGGAUGGUUUUGAAGCAACAAGGGAAAUCCGCAGAAUGGAGAGAGAGGUAAAUGAGGAACUUGCAUGUGAGCAAUCAUCUGCAGAGAUGUAUGGAAACAUAUCUUAUUGGCACAUUCCAGUACUAGCAAUGACAGCAGAUGCAACUCAAAGUUCAAAUGAAGAGUGCAGAAACUGCGGAAUGGAUGACUACGUGACAAAGCCAUUUGAAGAAGAGCAGCUUUAUAUGGCAAUGACACGAUUCUUCCAACCAGAUUCAUAGUGUGGAGUGUCUAGGUUAAAAAUGAUUGAUUAGUAGUUCAGAUACCUGCUGACAAGUGUUGACCAACCUCAUGCAACAUGUCAAAUGUCAGUUUUCCAUUAAAAGAGCUAGCGGGUGGAUUAAUUCUGGCUAGUUAUGUUCAGAUAUUGUAAUGGUUGGACAUGCCCCAGCCAGCAUCAAAGCUUUCAAUUCUGCAUAAUGGAUCUCAGCUAUGGUAUUGUUUACUGAUAGAUGCUGAGUUCAAGUUCAAGAUGUUAUCACUUAUUGCAGCCCAGGAGAUCAACAGAAGGCAUAAUUGCAUUGGUGUAUAUAACCUGUUUUUGGUUCCUGCCUCUCAUCUCUGAUUAUUCUUUGUGUAUAUUUAUCCAGAGCAAUUAGAUUAAGAUAAAAUGUUACAGUAACGACAUCAUUGAUUCAAUUUUUGUGGCCAAGAUGAAAAAAAGGGUGAAAGAUCUUUGAACCCUCAGAAUUUUGUAAGUAACUUGUAAAGGAAAGUUAUUAUUACAUGACACCGGUAGAAUGGCAUAUGUAACAAUAUCAAUAUUUUGUGACUACGGAAAUUUCAACUUGUCACUGAGUUGUAA
Vigna unguiculata (cowpea) is the source of this 4256-nucleotide messenger RNA. RefSeq names its product histidine kinase 2 (gene HK2). NCBI's taxonomy places the organism in Eukaryota, Viridiplantae, Streptophyta, Magnoliopsida, Fabales, Fabaceae. Gene Ontology annotation, molecular function: phosphorelay sensor kinase activity. The record is from RefSeq and is a predicted model, not a curated record. Gene Ontology annotation, cellular component: nucleus. Gene Ontology annotation, biological process: phosphorylation; phosphorelay signal transduction system.